AUGUUGUUUUCCAAGAACACAAAAGCACCAUUGACCACUGACUCCAUGAGCUCCAGUUCUUACAGCAACACUGUAGUUAUCAUGGACGUUAUAAGGAGAACUCCAUGUCACCCCUGGUGGCGUUUCAUUUUGAUCGUCAUUAUACUCAGUCUGGAAACCCAACUUAUAUCAUCAGCGCCUGACUUCACAAAGCACCUUCACUCUAUCCUGAGGAACCACACUGCCUUUGCUUGUGAAAAUCACAUCCUCUCUAUUGUGUGUCCACCCCGGACAUCUGUAUCUGUCCUGUCUGCCUUCUAUGGACGCCAUGAAGUCAUCCCAAAUCUCUGCCCUUCUGUCCCAAACAACACAGUGGAAGAGAACAUCCAUUGCACCUCUGCAGUUGCCAUUGAGAAAGUUAAAUCCGAGUGUCAAGAUCGGCAGUCCUGUCAUGUCUCUGUUUUGAGCCUGUUUUUGGGGGGAGACCCGUGCCCACUCACUACCAAAUUUCUUCAGGUCUCAUACAAGUGCCAGCCACAGCAUCACCGGACUCGUCUCGUGUGUGAAAAUGGGCGUCUGAAAUUGCUUUGCAAAAACAGCACAGUUCUUGCAAUAUAUUCUGCUACAUUUGGACACAUGCUGCAUGGAAGCCCCAGCUGCCCCCCGGAGGCAGGAUCUCACUCGGACAUGGAGUGCAUGUCCUCCACGGCUUUGAGGAAGGUUUCUCGCAGAUGUCAUGGGAAAGAGAACUGCUCAUUGGUGGCAGAUGUCAUGACUUUCGGAAACCCCUGUUUUCCUGGGACCAGGAAGCACCUGCGAGUGUCCUUCGCUUGUGUGCCCCGUUAUCUUUUGGAAGAUGUAGGAUUUGUAUCAAGAGAUCCCUUUAUGAUCCCAGACUAUACUCAUGAUUUUCCUGAAAAAGUGGUGUUGUACUUUGUCUCUGGCAUCUGCGCUGGUCUGGUAGUUUUGGAAAUCCAUUACAACAGUAGUCGAUCGGAUGGCGGAUAUUUCGAGGUUAUAACUCAAGGUGAAGGACGUACAGAAGAGAAACCAUCAGGAUGGCUGGUUCUCAGUGGGAACUUCCCCCUGAGCUUUGCUGCCGCCCGAUGGCCUUUGGCAGACAGAGUUCCCAUAUCCUUCAAAGUCCUUCCAGGAGACCACGAGUACCCCAAGUGUCGCACCAAGCGUACUUCAUAUGAAUGGUACAUCCCCAAAGGUAUCUUAAAAACUGGUUGGAUGAACAAACACCUGAAUCUAGUACCAGCUCUGGUCGUUCUUUUCUACGAGUUGGACUGGGAGGAUCCUCAAUGGAAGGAAAAACAAUCUGAAUGUGCAACUAAAGUGGAAAUUGUCAGAACCAGUCUCCAGGGUAGAAAUACCAAAGUUGCUGUAGUUCUUAUUCAAAAGAAAACCCCUUUGCCUCCAGGGGAAGACCUUGUUGCAUCUGAGCGGGCAUCUGCACUUUGCAACGCUUGUGAUCUCUCGGGCAAGAGUUUGUUUGUACUGCCACACACGGAUCAUCUAGUGGGCUACAUUAUUAGGCUAGAGAACGCUUUCUAUGAGCAUUCUCAGACUUAUUACUACACUGAGAUCCGUCGCGUCAAAUCUCACAAAGAGUUCCUGAACAAAACAACACAUCAACUUUUGUUUGUCAGACACCAGUUCAAAAUCGCCUUCUUCAGUGAACUAAAGCAGGACACACAGAAUGCUCUCAAGUACUAUAGAACUGCGUACAGUCUUAUUCAUGAGCUCAGAGCACACGAGACAAAUAUGUUGGAAAUCAAAACAAUGGCUGGAUUUAUAAACUAUAAGAUAUGCCGCUUGUGUUUUCAGCAUAACACACCUCUUGAUGCUAUUGCACAAUUUAGGAAACAUAUCGACUUGUGUAAGAAAAAAAUAGGUAGUGCCGAACUGGCCUUUGAGCAUGCAGCAUGGAUGUCUAAACAAUUCCAGUCAUUUGGUGAGUUGUUUGAUGAAGCCAUUAAAUUGGGUUUGACGGCCAUCCAAACUCAGAACCCGGGAUUCUACUAUCAACAGGCUGCAUGCUACAGCCAGGACCGAAAGCAACAGGCUCACCAGCUCUGUCAGACUGAAAUAAUCUAUCCUACGACCGACCCCUUGAGUGGGACCCUGGACUUCUAUGGUCAAAGAUCCUGGAGACAAGGCCACCAAAGCAUUGACCCUCCCGAUACAGAGAAAGAGAAGACGGGGAUACUAGCGCUGCAAAUCAAAGAGAAAGGAGUUCCUCACUCGGAGCUGAUUAUAGCUCUUUUAAGCAAUGCAGUGGCCCAGUUUAAGAAGUACAAGUGUCCUCGAAUGAAGAGCCAUCUAAUGGUUCAAAUGGGAGAGGAGUACUACCAUGCAAAAGACUACACCAAAGCUCUUAAGUUGUUGGACUACGUCAUGUGUGACUAUCGCACUGAGAAGUGGUGGGGUCUUUUGACCGCCAUCCUCACCACAGCUCUGCGGUGUGCUUACCUCAUGGCCAGUGUUAAAGACUACAUCAUCUACUGUAUGGAACUGCUAGGACGAGCAUCUACCUUGAAGGAGGAACAGAAAUUAAAGAUUGAGAAGAAUCUUACCAAAGUUUUACAGAAUGAGGUUCCAGACGCAGAGCUGGAGUGCGACCCCUCGUCUGUCAGUGCAGCAAAGUCACUGUGGGGCGACCGCAUGGCGCUGGCUGGAGCCAACGAGGUCACAAUCGAAGUGCAAGACUACAUUCCAUUCAUCCAGUGCAAAGCCAAGUUCCUGUCCCCCAGUUUCCAUGUCGACCAACCCAUCCAGCUGCAGGUGUUUCUCAAAGCCGACGGCCCCAAUCCUGUGUCUUUCAGCAAGUUGGCUGUCAGCCUUAGCAACCAGGAAUACAACCAGUGGUGUAUUAUUGAAUCUUCCAGUCAGAAUACCAUGAGCCUUGUGCCAGGGAAAACCAAGUGCUACAACUUUAGCUUUGUUGCCAAAACUGAAGAUGUCGGCAAGAAGAUAGAGAUGACUGGGAUUGAGCUGUUGCUGGGCAGUGUGAGAGGCCGUUGUGUUUUUCUGACCUGGAGAGGAGCCGGAGGAGACAUCGCAUCCCCACAUGAAGCGCUGCAGGCGAGUCGGUCUUCACGACGAUGGGGGCGUAGUCUCGAAACUCAGGAACAGGACUGGGACAAUGUGACUCUUCAGCACAGUACAAUGAUCAUCUCCAGAAUUCCCAAAAUCUCAGUACAGCUCAGCCAUCAGCCUCCAGUGCUCAAUAAUGAAAUGUACUGCCUCAAUGUCACUAUUCGAUCACAAGAAGAAGGCGUGGCCAAAGACGUGAAACUGACUGCGGGUUUAAAACCAGGUCAGGAUGCCAAUCUCAGUCAGACGACACAUGUUGCUCUUGAGGGCUCAAAGAUUUGUGAAGACUCCGCAGCAGCUUUAAUUCCUGACAUACUGUUAGGAGACUUGAAUCCAGACCAGAAGCUUGAGAAAGGCAUAUUUGUCAGGUGUUCAACAACGGGGCCUAGGAUAUUUCUGUUUCAUGUUGCAUACUUCGUUGAUACGACUGUGGAAGGAAGACAGAUUGUCUGCAAAUGCCACAAGGAUGAAAUUGUCACAGUGGAGACCGUCGUCCCAUUUGAGGUGUCUGUGAAGUUUGUUUCAACUAAGUUGGAGCCUCUGGAGCGGGUCUCGAUGGACAUCCCCUUCCUCCUCAUGACAGACGUCAUCUCAUCUUCUCCGUGGCCGAUCUUGUUGUCCUCCUCUUCCUUGGAGCUUUUCAGUUUGACCAGCACAUCACCAGAUAUGAAGUCACAGUUGGAGCAAACGGUUCUGGAGACUGGAGAAGGUGCUAGCGAGUGCUUCUGUCUGUGUUGUCCACCUGUAAUCGACAACAAUAACGCCAUAGCAACAGGACAGUACUCAAUAGCAUGGCGGAGGUAG
Knipowitschia caucasica is the source of this 3885-nucleotide messenger RNA. NCBI's taxonomy places the organism in Eukaryota, Metazoa, Chordata, Actinopteri, Gobiiformes, Gobiidae. The record is from the annotation of a GenBank genome assembly.